CAUUGACGUUGUAAGCAUGAAUAAGAAACUCAAAUAAGAGAAGACAGGAGACUCAUUUAAGUCCGGAAGACGAACAGUUCACGUGGCGUGGUAAUUCAAUAUGGUGGACAGUGUUUACCGUACACGCUCUCUCGGUGUAGGUGUAGUUGGUCUUCCUGAUCAGUAUGCCGACGGUAAAGCAGCGAAAGUGUGGCAGCUGUACAUCGGAGACACUCGGAGCAGGACAGAGGAGUACAAGAGCUGGGUGCUGUCCCUGUUAAGAAAACAUGAGGUUCAGAAAGUGCUGGAUGUAGCCUGCGGAACAGGGGUGGAUUCCAUCAUGUUGGUAGAAGAGGGAUUCAAGGUGGUUAGUGUGGAUGCCAGUGACAAAAUGCUCAAAUAUGCUCUUAAAGAGAGAUGGGAGAGGAGAAAAGAACCCGCCUUCGAUAACUGGGUAAUUGAGGAGGCCAACUGGCUAACAUUACCAGAUGAUGUUAAAAAACCUGGAGAUGGGUUUGAUGCAGUGAUCUGUCUGGGCAAUUCGUUUGCUCAUUUACCAGACUUCAAAGGGGACCAGAGUGAUCAGAAGCUUGCCUUACAAAACAUAGCCAGCAUGGUGAAACCUGGAGGGAUCCUAAUCAUUGACCACCGUAAUUAUGAUUACAUCCUUGAGACUGGCCAAGCACCCCAAGGAAAGAAUAUUUACUAUAAGAGUGACCUGAAACAGGACAUCUCCACUUCAGUGCUGUGGGUUAAUAGCAAGCCUCAUAUGAUCACACUGGACUACACUCUGGUACUGCCUCAACCAGAGGACGUUCAGACUCCGCCUGAUACAAGUAAAUUCCGCCUGUCAUACUACCCCCAUCGUUUGGACAGUUUUAAGGAGAUUUUAAGAGCAUCGUUUUUUGGAAAAUGCGAGCACAAUGUGUAUGGAGACUUCAAGCAAUACACCCCAGGGCAAGGAGAGGUUCCCUGUUAUUUCAUUCAUGUGGUUAAAAAGACUACCUAAAGUCACAUUGUGUUCUGCCAUUUUAUUUCAUCUUCACAUGGAAAAUUGAUUGGGGAAAUUGGUCUGUGCAAACAACUUGACUAGGGCUUGCAUGACAAUACAAAUGCAGGGAGUUCUUUUAGUUCUUUUGCUUUAUUUUUUUUUUAUUUUUAUUUUUUCCCCUUAGGUGGGGGAUUUCAUACAUAAUGUAUCUUAUUUGAACUGGUACAUGCUCUUCUUCUAAUUAUUUCCCUCUGCUUAAAUUGAAUGAAUAUAUUUUCUCUUUUUAUUUACUCUUUCAUAUUACACAUUGUUAAGCAUGAACAUUUUACAUGUACAUUGUGUUUGAGUUCACAGAGCACACAAAAUGUGUUUUUGUGUUCCACUCUGCUGCUUCAUUUGUUUUUGUUUUUUCUAUGUAAACAUGCACUAGAAAGAUGUCUUUGUCCAUUGACCCACAAGUCAAAAUAAAAAGUAAUGCAUAAACAA
Molecule: messenger RNA, 1456 nt
Organism: Labeo rohita (rohu)
Lineage: Eukaryota; Metazoa; Chordata; Actinopteri; Cypriniformes; Cyprinidae
Gene: gnmt
Product: glycine N-methyltransferase
Exons: 6
Coding region: 101-988 (295 amino acids)
Biological process (GO): one-carbon metabolic process; regulation of gluconeogenesis; S-adenosylmethionine metabolic process
Cellular component (GO): cytosol
Molecular function (GO): glycine binding; glycine N-methyltransferase activity; identical protein binding
Source: RefSeq, a predicted model, not a curated record